Daphnia carinata is the source of this 1501-nucleotide messenger RNA. RefSeq lists its product as uncharacterized. NCBI's taxonomy places the organism in Eukaryota, Metazoa, Arthropoda, Branchiopoda, Diplostraca, Daphniidae. Gene Ontology annotation, biological process: negative regulation of phosphatase activity. Gene Ontology annotation, molecular function: phosphatase binding. The record is from RefSeq and is a predicted model, not a curated record. Bases 219 to 1043 code for a protein of 274 amino acids. The transcript is spliced from 2 exons.
AUUGCCAUAUAUAUAACCAUGCAGAAGGCCUUGUUUACACCUAAAACUUAGAAAUAUUCCGACUUUCGGUUAACAGUUGUCAUUCGCAAAUCAAGUUUAACACGUAUACAUAUCUGCCAAAAAGUGUGGACUUUAAAGAAACUACUGGCUCCGUAUAAUUUCUCAGUAUUUUCUAGGAAAAUUUGACGCGUAAAAACCAUACUCCGGCACAUCCAGGAAUGUCACACAUCCCAUUCAAAGAUCCUUUACAGUCAAGAACCAAAAAGAAACUCAAACCUGUAAAGGUUUUCAAUGGUGGAAAACGUGGAACAAUCCUACCUGUUAGUGAAUCACAGAGUACUGGUAAAACUAAAUCUCUGUCAUCUGGAUUGUCGAAACGGUGUUCCUCUUUAGGAAAAUGUUCCCAGGUUGAAGCUGUCCACACUACAAAAUUUAACCAAAAAAUUGGCUCCCAGAUUGUUAGAAUUGAAGAUGAAACCUCAGAUGUAGAUAUAGUGCAAAGAUUGCAUACUUUUGGUAUACCUAUAGCAACCAUUCACCCAGCAUUGUGUGGCCACACAGUUGCCUCACCACAAAAUCAACAAAUGAAUCAACCAGUGUUUCAAACCUCUGCUGCUCUUAUGAAAAACCUUGAGGCUUUAAAAAGAUUUGAAAUUGAAACAAGAAAAUUAGUCAAUCUUAAAAUGGAAAAAGAUAUGAAAGUGCAAAAAUUUGUGAAUGCUAAGGUAGCAACAGUCUUGGAUCAAACCCGACCAGUUUUUUCACGGCUCCAACCCAUCUCCUUAAACGUCGAACAGCUUAUGAUUCGGGAUGAAUCGAAACUCCAAACCUUAGCAGUGAAGUAUGCUCCACAAAUUCGUUACAAGGAUCCGCAAAUAUGCUUGGAAGAUUUUGUGGACUGUGUCGUUAUCUCGAGAACUGCAGUUAUUCCAGAAUGCUCUUUCCAUGAUCUGUGUUAUAAUUAUCACAUUGAUCCAUUUACUGAAAGGCAAAUGGUUGAAGACCAACUGAUUCCUUACACAUUUGGUUUCGGUAGCGUUUAGCACCAUGUUAUAUUGUAAUUGAAAUUUACCAAUUUCGCAAUGAUUAAUACAAUGUGGCCAUAUUAUUGUAGAGAUGAACGUUUGAUACAUGUUUUACUAUUUAAUUAUGAACAAAAGAACGUUGCUUUGUAUUUCGAAAUUAAAUGAAGAAAAGUGUUACAUUUGAACAGCUAAAUUUAACGCCCUUAAGGGGAUAAGAUCUCCGGGAUACACGAACUUCAUCGCUCCGGAUGAAUUGCGAGUAUGACUGUCCUAAGCGAAAUACCAAGAAACGAAGGGUUUGGGUGAUGAUGAUACUACAUAAAGAAUGGGAUACUUGCCAAUAUUAAUUUUCGGGGAUGAAAUGUAAAUUUAAACGAGGGGAAAAAAUUAAUAGACAGCCAAUAAGUCACAGCUAUAGAUCCAUUUUCACCGACAAAUUUACUCGUGGAUUUCAGCCAGACAGAACUAAGAAAGAA